This is a messenger RNA of Huiozyma naganishii CBS 8797, 1713 nucleotides long. RefSeq names its product mRNA-binding protein NAB2 (gene NAB2). The record is from RefSeq and is a predicted model, not a curated record. Gene Ontology annotation, molecular function: poly(A) binding; zinc ion binding. NCBI's taxonomy places the organism in Eukaryota, Fungi, Ascomycota, Saccharomycetes, Saccharomycetales, Saccharomycetaceae. The transcript has a single exon. Gene Ontology annotation, biological process: regulation of mRNA stability. Gene Ontology annotation, cellular component: nucleus; cytoplasm. Bases 1 to 1713 code for a protein of 570 amino acids.
AUGUCACAGGAACAGUACACGGAGAACUUGAAGGUUAUUGUCGCAGAGCAGUUACGCGGGGUGCACAACUUCACCGAAGAUGUCAACUACGUUGCUGAGUAUAUUGUAUUGCUGAUCGUCAACGGUGGCGAUGUCGAAUCCAUCGUGAAGGAGUUAUCUACGUUGUUUGAUGCCAUACCUGUGGAUGUUCUCAAGGACAUUGUACAGACAGAUUUCUUUGCCCUGGAAGCUUUGCAGCAGGGAGAAACCGUGGACAGCAUCGUGUCCAAAAUUAGAGAGCUGAAUGGGAACAACCAGCAGCAGCAACAACAGCAAAUUUCACAACAGCAGCAGCAACAGAUGCCACAAGAGUUGCAGCAACAGCAAAUGCCUCAACAGCAGGCCAUGCCACAGCAGAUUCCACAACAACAACAGCAGCAGCAGCAGCAGCAGAUCCCCCAGCAAAUGCCUCAACAACAGGCUAUGCCACAACAACCAUCUAUUCCACAGGGCCCCAGCCAAUCGGGACCAGAACAAACAAGACCAGUUUCUGCGUUCUCAGGUGUGGUGGAUACCACAUCGUCUGUGAAAGCAGAGGAUGAUGUAUCGAUGGGUAACGAUAUCACCGUUACUGAUUAUAAGCCACGGUUUUCUAAUGCGCGUGGCGGGAUUCAAAGAAACCGCAGAGGCCGUGGUGGAGCAUCCGUUCGUGGUAACAGCACCUCUGGUCCUGGCGGGCGCGGCGCUAAUGGUUCUGAUCGGUUCAAUCCGCUGGCCAAAGCUUUGGGCAUGGAUGCUAGAGCGACCGAGCGUGGUGCUUACGAGUCCAAUUUGAAUUUUGUGCCAAAGAGGAAAGAGGGUCGUUGUAAACUGUUCCCUCACUGUCCCUUGGGUAAAGCUUGUCCACAUGCACACCCAACGAAAGUGUGUAACGACUAUCCAAACUGUCCAAAACCACCUGGAACCUGUGAAUACUUGCAUCCUAAUGAGGACGAGGAGCUAAUGAAGGAUAUGGAGAGAACCCGUGAGGAAUUCCAAAAGAGAAAGGCUGCGUUACUGGAGGCAAGGCAGAAACCAGUUCAAACGGGACUGGUUAUUUGUAAAUUCGGCAUCUUGUGCUCGAAUCCACUGUGUCCAUUUGGGCACCCAACACCAGCCAACGAGGAUGCUAAAGUCAUAGACAUGGUCUGGUGUCCAUCCAACCUGACGUGUCAGGAUCCCGAAUGUAGGAAAGCUCAUUCUUCACUGUCUAAAAUAAAACAGGUGGAACCAAUGGGCCGUCCCAAACCACCAGCUCCAAAGCCAAUGGAAAAAUCGUUGGAGCAAUGUAAGUAUGGGAUUCGCUGCACCAACAAGCGUUGUAAAUACAGACACGCCAAGAGUCCAACAAUGUGCCGUGACGGUGCCAACUGUACAAGGAUAGACUGUAUCUUCGGCCACCCUAUCAACGAGGACUGUAGAUUCGGAAUCGAAUGCAGAAACCCAACGUGUUUGUUCAGACAUCCACCAGGAAGAAUUGUACCAUCGAAGGGUGACCAGGGAACUGAGCAACCGGCCAAUGCCAGUUUCCCUAACGCUACCACUGGUAUUUUACAGGCCGUUCCUACCAAUCAGAGGAUAUUUGCCAUGCCAGAAGGUUCGAGAAUCGAGCAAGCUCCAGCACAAGAACAAACUCCGUACCAACCUCCGUUCCCAGCUCAAAAUCAGGGUCAAGGUGACAUGGAGAUGAAUUGA